CAAACAAAUUGGAUAUUUUUAGAGAAAAGAAAACCUUCGCCCUUCUUUAGCUGUUCCGGCAUUCCUCUUCCAUACGUAUACGCGUUUCUCUUCCUCAUCGACUGAUGUCAUCUCUUUCCACUUCGCUCCGCCUCUUCUCUCCCAAAUUCUCUCAAAACCCUAAUCGUAAGCCAUUUCAAACAAUUCACAAAACUUUAUUGCUCUCCCCUCACCACUUCUUCCUCUUCCGCUGUCCAAUCUCAUUCCAUCGCCUCUGUGCCCCUUCGUCCUCACAACUCUUCACACCCCACUCUCAUUCUGAACAGGAGCAAUCAGAUUCCAGUUCUGGUUCCAGCCCUUCUUCUGAUGACGAUGUUUUGAAACUGCUUCCACCGGCACUCCGUGAAAUAGUAUCGCUCUUCCAGUCGGUUGGCGAUGAACCCAAGGCUAAGUAUCAACAGCUACUCUACUAUGGUUCUCAGCUCCCGGCCCUCGAUCCCCGCUUCAGGAACGAUGAUCAUCGCGUUCACGGCUGCGUUUCCCAAGUAUGGGUCCGCGCUUUCCCUGAUCCUACCGAUCCCGCCGCUGUACGUUUCGAGGCUUAUUCCGAUUCCGCUCUCACCAGAGGGCUCGCUGCUCUACUGGUGCUCGGUCUCUCUGGAUCUCCUGCUUCAGUGAUUGCCAGCGUGCCACGGGAAUUCAUCCUUCUGCUUGGAUUGCAACAUGGUCUGACGCCAUCGAGAAACAAUGGAUUUCUUAAUAUGCUGCUUCUUAUGCAGAAGAAGGCUAGGGAGCUUCAUUUUUUGAGAGAAAAUGUUGAUUUAGAUGAUGAAGAGAAGAACUUGACGACGAAUGUGAAUGGUUGGAGACCUUUGGAUUACGCUGAAUCCAAGAAGGAAAUUGAAGGUUCUAGUGCUGGAGCAGAAGAAUAUUCAGUUUCAAAGGACAAAGAUGUGAAAGUUGAAAUUGAGAGUGUGGAUGACAGAGGUAUUGCCUUAGAGGAAAAAUUUGAUGCAAGGAUUGAUAACGAUUGGCGUGUAAAAGAUGAAAAUGUUGAUGGUGACCAUUCAAGUUUGAAUAUUGUUGGUGGAACAAGAGGAGAGAGGAUUAAGAAGGUUUUAGAAAGGGCCCUUUCCCCUGUGGAGUUGGUUGUGGAGGAUAUAUCUCAUCUUCAUGCUGGGCAUGCAGGUAUACAGGGUAGUACAAGCGGUGAGACCCAUUUUAAGGUCAGAGUGGUCUCAGAGGAGUUUGAUGGGAAGAGUAUGGUGAAGAGGCAUCGUCUUGUUUAUGAUUUGCUGCAAGAUGAGUUGCAAAGUGGAUUGCAUUCGUUAUCUAUUGUGGCCAAGACUCCUUCUGAAAGCAAGAGGCCUAGCUAAAUAUAUGAGAAUAAUAAAGGUUCUUUCCAUUAUUUUUCCUGUUUUUGUGGUUGAGCAUACAUUAAUAUUAUUGAACAUACAGUUGCUGUUGGCAUCUUCUUGUUUGCAGAACUUAUCUUGGCAUGUUUGUAGUCAAUGAUAAAUUAUUUUUAAGAUUAUCAUAAAGCUAUCGGUUUUUUUUUUCUGCUAA
This is a messenger RNA of Dendrobium catenatum, 1545 nucleotides long. RefSeq names its product sufE-like protein 1, chloroplastic/mitochondrial. The transcript has a single exon. The coding region runs from base 105 to 1355 and encodes 416 amino acids. Lineage: Eukaryota; Viridiplantae; Streptophyta; Magnoliopsida; Asparagales; Orchidaceae. The record is from RefSeq and is a predicted model, not a curated record.